GAGGUUGUCUAAUCGUUUCGCGUGAGGGGUGUGUUUUUUUAAGAUACUAAUGUGGCGACUCGAUCGCCGCGGUUGUUUAUAAUUUCCUAUUACUUAGAAGUGGAAAACCCAAAUUAAGCUCGUGUAAUAAUUUGGAUUGGUGUUUAUGAGUUUCGUUCCACGCAAGAUACCGGUCUGCGUUACAUAAUUUCUUCAGGCGAAAGCCGUGUUUAAGUAGAGCUUAGCCACGAGCUGGAACUGGUUUCUUGUUUUGAUCGUUGCUGGAUUUCUGGAAUUUGUGUGCACCUUGAGCCGUUCUCGAGCAGAAGAAGAUUGAUUUGUUUUGAUGUCAUCAGUUGGUUGUGGAUGCGAAAGAUGACAAAGUUUGGCAAAGUUUCACUGGAAUCCGGCUGGUUGUGUCUGGUUUUACUGCUGGCCAGUGGUGAUGUUUUUGUGCGGGGAAGGACAUCUGAUAAGCUGAGAGUUACCCUGCCACAUGGAGGAAGUCUGGUCGGCCGUUACCUGCAUUCUUUCGGUGGACGAGGAAUACUGGCGUUUUUGGGUAUUCCCUACGCUCAACCCCCGGUUGGCGAAUUGAGAUUCAAGGCACCGCUUCCGUUCGGUGGGUGGAGCGGCGAUAGGGCAGCUGUAGCGGAUGCCCCGCUUUGCAUUCAGAGAGAUCCAUAUCGGAGAGAUAUGGAGCUUUCCGGUGUGGAGGAUUGCCUUCAGCUGAAUGUGUAUGUCCCGGAGCGACCGACCAGUGAUGGACCCCUACCCGUGAUGGUAUUCUUCCACGGUGGUGGCUGGCAGUGUGGAUCGGGAACACGAGCUUUCUAUGGGCCGGACUUUUUGCUGGAUCACGAUAUCAUCUAUGUUGGAGCUAAUUUCCGAUUGGGUCCUCUCGGUUUUCUCAGUACCGAACAGGAGGACUGCCCGGGAAAUAACGGACUUAAGGAUCAGAAUCUGGUGUUGCGGUGGAUCCAGGAAAAUGUGGCAUCCUUCGGAGGCAAUCCUAACUCGGUGACAGUCUUUGGCGAGAGCGCUGGUGGUGCCAGUGGGACAUAUCACAUGAUGUCUCCUCUGUCGAAGGGGCUAUUCCAUAGAGUGAUUUCCCAGUCGGGUGUUAAUUUGGAUUCAUGGGCACAGCCGACCCAUCCUGGGGUAGCGAGGCUGCGAUCCAUACAGCUGGGAGAAAUGCUUGGAUGUGAGCAGGGAAAGCAACACAACUUCCGCGAUAUGCUCGGCUGUCUGCGGAAUGUUUCCGCUGAGGAUGUUACCAAGGCGUUCUACGGUUUCUAUAUAUGGGAUACCGAUCCAAUGAUUCCUUUUCCACCAGUGGUUGAGCCUGAUUUGCCAGGGGCGUUUAUCACGAAACAUCCUAGGGAUGAGUACGAACCGCAUGCAAUUUCGUUGCCCUGGAUGACUGGGUUAACGAAGGAUGAAGGAGCAUUGAAGAGUGCCUCCCUUAUCAACGUGCCGGAGCUACGGGCCAGUUUGAACGACAACUGGGACCGGGCGUUGCCAAUUUCGCUGUAUUACGACCAUCACGAGGAUCCCGCCCGGCAGCAGACCAUUACCGAGGCAAUCAACAGCUUCUACUUCGAUGCCCGAAAGCUAACAAAGGAAACGGAGCAGAAUUUAACAAACCUCUACUCGGACGCGUGGUUCCUGGCCGGGAUGGACGAAUAUUUACACAUCCGGUUGGAGGGUGACCAUCGGCGGAAGACACGGCCGGGUCCCACCUAUGUGUACUUAUUCGCACAGCGGACCGCCGCCAGUUUCACCGAGAUUUUCGAGGGUGGAAAGGAAAAUUACUACGGUGUGUGCCACGCCGAGGAGCUUCAGUUCCUGUUCCCCAUCGCGAAGGACCUUUUCGUUACAGCAGUUCCGACCCCGGAAGAGUUGGAGGUCCGAGCGGCUAUUACUAAACUGUGGGUAAACUUCGCCCGCACCGGUAAUCCAACACCCGACGAGGAAUCGUUUGUGCCUAAGUGGCCCCCGGCAAAUGGAUUCCCGUUGACCUAUCUGCGCAUUGGAAGCUCGAAUCCCGGGAGUGAGCCUCUGUUUGCAGUGGAAAGUGGGCUGUUUGAGGACCGCUCCGCUUUCUGGAGGAACCUGAAGGCGCAUCAUCCACAUGGGAAAAGUUUAAAGGACGAACUGUAACGAGCAGCUUCUGGGACGGGUAGUAUUAUUCGCGGUGAAUAAACUUUUUAUUGGUGAUUUGAGA
This is a messenger RNA of Toxorhynchites rutilus septentrionalis, 2206 nucleotides long. Its product is annotated as venom carboxylesterase-6. The transcript is spliced from 6 exons. NCBI's taxonomy places the organism in Eukaryota, Metazoa, Arthropoda, Insecta, Diptera, Culicidae. The coding region runs from base 346 to 2142 and encodes 598 amino acids. The record is from RefSeq and is a predicted model, not a curated record.